Fusarium musae is the source of this 816-nucleotide messenger RNA. RefSeq lists its product as uncharacterized. Bases 1 to 816 code for a protein of 271 amino acids. Lineage: Eukaryota; Fungi; Ascomycota; Sordariomycetes; Hypocreales; Nectriaceae. The record is from RefSeq and is a predicted model, not a curated record. The transcript has a single exon.
AUGGACCAAGAUCAACGCAGCCGUAUCGAGAACGCCCUCCUCCGAUAUCGCAGAACAGUACUUGACCAUAACCUCUCUUUGCUGCGUAUCCUGGUAGAGGAAGUUGAGGCCCAGCCUGCCCCAACGGGCUAUCGAGAUUCAGCCGAACAGUUUCUACGAGUGGAAGCGAUCAAAGAACACGUGGUUGUACCCGACUCAGUCAAGUUAACAAGUGAGAUCCUCGACGAGCGUUUCCGUGAUGCUCUGAUCUCUGAGGGCUGCCUAGAUGGCGUCUCUCACGGUCCAGUCGACCUCGCAGGGAGAAGAGAAUAUUUUGCAGGUAUCCAGGCAAGCAUUGCCAGAAAGGGUGUCGAGGUUGCCGAAUUCCCCCCCGCAGAUUUGCAGUUCCUCUGUUCCCUUGUCCCCGGCGUCACUGGUCCGGGGCUUCCGUUCCACCGCGAAGUAUCCCAGUUCCACUUCGUUACACCCCUUGAAUUUGAGGAGAUGGAAGAGAUGUUGAAGUCUAUCUGUAUACCCAUCCGAGAUGAGACGGGAGAAGGGGAGUAUAACAGUCUUACUUCGAUCUGGGAGAAUUGGGAUAUCGCGGUAGCUUUCAAGAUCGGCAACGGGCCUCGUUCGUGGGGCGGCACGUACGCGCUUUACUGUCGCAAUGAGGACCGCGAACAGUGGAAGUGGAGAUAUGGUGUUCAUGACGAAGAGUGGUACAGCGAUGUCUACGAGAGUGUAGAGGAUUAUCUUGAGUUUUAUACUCACUUCAGGGAACAGGCGGAGGAAGAGCUCAGGGAGGACAUUCCAAGCUUGGAAGCAAUGCGUUAG